AUGGAGAAAGACAAACCGCAAUCUAGUGUAAACUCACCCACUUCUUCUACAUCCUCAGUUAAUGAAGAACAGAUAAUCACUGAACUCACUUUGGCUGGAAUAAAAGUACUCAUGGUCCGAAAGAAGGAUCAGAUUGUGUAUAAAUUACCAGACAAUGUUCAAGUAUCUUCUAUAAGUGAAGAACAACGAAAAAGAUUGAUGGAAGAAAUUCAAUCUCUUCAUGCCGCCACUAUGCUUGCAGCAGCACAACAACAACAACAAGUAAAUAUGCCAAUGGAUAAUAAUAAACCAAUUGCACCCAAGACAGAUGCCCUUGUACUCAAUACACCUCCACAACCUACACCAGCAGAAGCAGAUGCUAUCAAGGAGACUGCACGAAAGUUAAGAGAGGAACUAGAACAGCAGCAACAGCUGAUGCUCUUACAGCAAAGGCUCCAACAGCAAGGGAUGAAACGAAGUGGUAUGUAUGAGGCCACCUCUCCACCUGAUAGUAGCAAAGGCCCUCGGAAAUAUAUCAAAACUGGGAAAUAUUCAAAAAAGAAGCAGCUGCAGGGACUUUUGCCUCAAUCUCCUCAACAUCAACAGCAGCCUAAUCUGUUUAAUAUCCAAUCCGUGAGUGCAGAUAACAGUAAUAAUAAUAGUGCUACAACCUCUGCUGCAUCAACACCUGUUGCCUCCACAACUGACGUCUCUACAAGCUCCUUUGGAGUCCCAACACCGCUUCAGACACAACCACAACAACUACCAGUACUUCAACAACCACUACCACAGCAACAACAACAGCCUGUUCAGCUUCAACAGACACAAAAACCCAUUGCCGCGGCAAAACAGCAAGAUAUUAGAAAAUUUCCUCAAACACUUCCUGAUUCUAUACUGUCUAAACGUCUACCGGAAGAAGAGUUUCAACACCGUGAGAUUAAGAGAAGAUUCCUCGACACUCUCUCAAAAGAUCACGUGGCUGUAACUAACCCAGAUUACAAAACGCCAUUCAAAUCUCUGGAGGACGCAAUCAAUCGAUUAUUACCUUACCACAUUUAUCAUUAUCCCAAGACGGAUCUAGACGCAAAUAGGAUAUCGGUUGAACUUCAGGAUAGUGCCAUCCUGGAUAUAUUUAAAUGCCAAUCCGACUUGUUUGAAAAGCAUAAAAAGAUGCAAGAAAAGUUGGAAAAGAGUGACGAAACACUGUCUAUGAAAAUACUGAUUGGCAGACAAGUCAUGUCUGAUCAACGACAGAAAUUAGCUGAAGAGCAAGCAAGAGUCUCUGCAGAACAAGCAGCUCAGGCCGCUUAUCGUAAGGAACAACAACGUCUUCAGACUGAAAAGGCACAAUUGGCAGCACUCGUGGGUCAACAAUUGCCACCAGGAUUUGAUACCAUGGGCAUGUUUUAA
Rhizopus microsporus ATCC 52813 is the source of this 1389-nucleotide messenger RNA. RefSeq lists its product as uncharacterized. Gene Ontology annotation, cellular component: SWI/SNF complex. The record is from RefSeq and is a predicted model, not a curated record. Gene Ontology annotation, biological process: positive regulation of DNA-templated transcription. Lineage: Eukaryota; Fungi; Mucoromycota; Mucoromycetes; Mucorales; Rhizopodaceae. The coding region runs from base 1 to 1389 and encodes 462 amino acids. The transcript is spliced from 4 exons.